CUCGGGAAUCACUGAGUCGAAACCCAAAGCAGGUGAUGAUGGAAUUGGAAGUCGACGAGAAAGACCUGAAAGCCGCCGGCGCCGAACUCUUCGACGACGGUGGCCGGAGAGGCAUUCGUAUUCAUGGAUGGCUUAUCGAGUCUCGGAGACACUCCAUACUGAAUUCUUCUACCCUCCAAGAGUGGGAACAGAAACUUGAGACAUCUCACUUGCCAGAAAUGGUUUUCGGAGAAAACACUUUAAUUCUAAAACACUUGAGUAGUGGCACCAAAAUUCAUUUUAAUGCAUUUGAUGCUCUACGUGGGUGGAAGCAGGAAGCCUUGCCACCGGUUGAAGUUCCUGCAGCUGCUAAAUGGAAGUUUAGAAGCAAGCCCUCUCAGCAAGUAAUACUAGAUUACGACUAUACGUUUACAACACCUUAUUGUGGAAGUGGCACUGUUGCGAUUGAUAAAGAUCUGAAUGGGACAGCAAUAUCUGAGGAAACCAGCAAUAUCAAUUGGGAAGAUUGCAAAGAACAAAUUGAUGUGGUUGCACUUGCAUCCAAAGAGCCCAUACUUUUCUAUGAUGAGGUGGUGUUAUACGAGGAUGAACUUGCUGAUAAUGGAAUAUCACUUCUUACUGUAAAAGUGAGAGUCAUGCCUAGCUCUUGGUUUCUUCUAUUGCGAUUCUGGCUUAGAGUUGAUGGAGUGUUGAUUAGACUGAGAGAAACUCGUAUGCAUUGUCUAUUUGGUGAAAGUACAACUCCCAUUAUACUUCGAGAGAGUUGCUGGCGAGAAUCUACAUUUCAGGCUCUGUCUGCUAAAGGGUACCCUUUUGAUUCUGCUGCGUAUAGUGAUCCAAGCAUCAUCAGCGAGAGGCUCCCCGUCAUAAUGCAUACGACCCAAAAGCUUGUAAUUUCCUCUUAAGUUAUAAGGUUGUAAAUUCCCAUAAUGCAUAAGGGAUUCUGAUAAAUUCUUGUUCAUAUUUUUAUUCAUCUUUUGCCAUGACUGUGAAACCAUCAAUUGCUUCUUACGAGAUAAGCUCAAGAUGCGUGCAAUCAUGUUUUGUUUUGUACGAAAGGGAUGCGAGGAAUCUAUUUUACAUGAAAAAGUGAGGAGUUAUAGUUGUUAUUUAUAAAAUCAAUGGUUGGGUUUA
This is a messenger RNA of Abrus precatorius (Indian licorice), 1134 nucleotides long. Its product is annotated as TIP41-like protein. The transcript has 8 exons. Bases 36 to 905 code for a protein of 289 amino acids. The record is from RefSeq and is a predicted model, not a curated record. Gene Ontology annotation, biological process: TOR signaling. Lineage: Eukaryota; Viridiplantae; Streptophyta; Magnoliopsida; Fabales; Fabaceae. Gene Ontology annotation, cellular component: cytosol.